AUGGCAUCCCAGGAGCAACCUCCUUAUAUUACCUUCGAGACAAGGUUUGUUAUAUUCUUAUUAUCUUUUAGUCAUGGUACACUCAUAAUUGAACUUUAUUGGAAGCAUGCACCAAAAACCUGUCAUAAUUUCGCUGAAUUAAGCAAACGUGGCUACUACAAUGGAAUUACGUUUCAUAGGAUAAUAAGGGAUUUUAUGAUACAGGGCGGAGACCCCACAGGUACCGGGAGAGGAGGGGCAUCUAUUUAUGGGCGGUAUUUCGCUGAUGAAAUCCACCCGGAUCUUAAGCAUUCAGGCGCUGGUAUACUUUCCAUGGCAAAUGCUGGACCAAAUACAAAUGGCAGCCAGUUUUUCAUCACGCUUGCCCCAACCCAGUGGCUUGAUGGAAAUCACACAAUCUUCGGCAGAAUAGCUUUAGGAAUGAAGGUUGUUCAGCGGUUGGGCAUGGUAGAGAUUGACCAAUUUGAUCGUCCCAGAGAGCCUCCCAAAAUAAACAGGGCAUAUAUUACAGCCGAAAUAUAG
Messenger RNA from Protopolystoma xenopodis, 522 nucleotides. NCBI's taxonomy places the organism in Eukaryota, Metazoa, Platyhelminthes, Monogenea, Polystomatidea, Polystomatidae. The record is from the annotation of a GenBank genome assembly.